Molecule: messenger RNA, 894 nt
Organism: Marchantia polymorpha subsp. ruderalis
Lineage: Eukaryota; Viridiplantae; Streptophyta; Marchantiopsida; Marchantiales; Marchantiaceae
Source: the annotation of a GenBank genome assembly
AUGACCUCUUUCCAGGCAGUGAACUUUUGGUGCAAGCUGCAUGGCCCUGGAGAAAAACGGCUUCACCGAUCUUCUUUCCUUAGAUCUUCAUUUGUUCAAUCUGCAGUUCACGUAUUUCUGCAUUGUUUGGGAAAGCUUAACGAAGGUUGCACCAAGAGUAUCAGAGCUCGCGUAACGGCCAUCGUGUCGAAACGGGAGUCGAUUCCGCAAGUUAAAUACAAUGUCUGUGCCCCCUGCGGAUUCGGCCACUGCCGCGCCGAGGCGACUCUAUACGAACUUUACAAGCCAGGAGGUCAAUCACUGCUGGACAUUGUAUUCUUUCAUGGCCUCCAAUUGUCACACACCUCUGAUGCUCACGAAUCAACAUGGAGGUCACGCGGUUCCCAGAAGGAAGUAUGGCCGAUGACCUGGCUCCCGGAAGAGUUUCCGAGAACUCGGAUUCUCUCUGUCAAUUACGAUGCUUAUAUCAAGACAUCAGCAGAGCAUGGAACAUUAGACCUCCACAACACAGCCGAAAGUUUGAUAAAAAAUCUUAUAUCUGCAGAAGUGGGGCAGCAUCCAGUUAUACUUGUCGGUCACACUUACGGAGGUUCGGUGAUCAAACAAUUGUGCUACAUGGUGCAUAUCAGCCAAAGCUUGAAGGGUAAAAAGGCUGGAAUUCUCAACUGCGUCAAAGGAGUUUUCUUCUAUGGAAUGCCCCAUCGCGGAUCUUCAUUUUUCUCGAGUCCGAAUGGAACACACCAUAGAGAGCUAGCAUCUGCUAGCCCUCUAUUGGACAAUGUGAAGGUGCUUUGCGCAGAAUUAGCUCGACUUCAUGAAUAUUUUGAUUCUUUCCGUGUGACCACAAGUGGAGCAUUGUUGAAGUCAGAGAAUCGAGACCUACUACGUUUUUGA